AGUCAGAUGACAAACCUACGCUCAAGUUGAAGACAGCGCGAGAACACAGGGAGCUAAAAAACAUAACUGGAAAAUAAAUAAAAUAAAUAAAUAAAACAAAAUCAUCGUUAAUUUUUAGGCCUUUACUCAUCAAUCCAGCUAGCCUUGUAACGUCUGCCACCAGAAAAAGAAACAAUUUGACAGAUUCAUUCAUUCAUACAAGAAGAAGAAGACAACAAUCUAUCUGCUCUUCCUCAUUCGUCGUUUCGAUUUUGCAGAUCUCGUCUCCUUCUCGAUUUAUUAUUCAUAGAGAGAUGGCAAGUUCCAAGGGGUCUCAGAAUCUUAGAAAUCUGGGAUGCACUGGGAAGCAGGCUUUACUUCCUCCAAAAAGUCCGUUUACGGGUGGUCCAACGUUUUGUUCAGAUUUUGUUCCAAGUAGUGUGAUUGGAUCCAAGGCUGUUCAGAAGCUUGGAGAAGGAAAUGUCAAUCAUCAUCGAACUUCAUCUGAGAGUUUUCUGAUUGAGGAACAGCCUUCUUGGCUUGACGACCUUCUCAACGAACCCGAGACACCUGUACGGAAAGGAGGUCAUCGACGGUCAUCAAGUGAUUCAUUUGCAUAUGUAGAUGUCCCUGUUGGUUUUGAUGUGGAUUACACACUUUGGGAUGGUGGUAGAUAUAAUAACAAUAGCAGUUUCUCUGCUCACGCCAGAGGUCCCAAGGAGUCUGAUUACCUGAGAAGCCAGCCCGUCCCCUUCUACCCUUCAGCUCAUUUGCCCAAACAGAAAAUGAGAACAUGGGAUUCAUUAUCAGAUUCCGGUGCCCGCCCAAACAGUAGUUCUGGUUGUUUGGAGAGCAGCCCUAUCACAAGAUCAGGGUCAUCUGGUAGCCUACAUGAUGCAGAGAAGGCUUAUUGUGCUGCUGACGGCAAGAAAGAUUUCAUAAACAAUUUCUCAAAGUCGUCUUCCGAAAAAAGGGAUAAUUCUCUGGCUAAGUCUGUUACCUCCGAGGCUGAUACGAAACGUGCUAGACAGCAGUUUGCCCAACGCUCUCGAGUCCGUAAAAUUCAGUACAUAGCUGAGCUGGAAAGGAACGUUCAGAUGUUACAGGUAGAGGGUUCUGAAGUGUCGGCGGAGCUUGAGUUUCUCAAUCAACAGAAUCUAAUUCUCAGCUUGGAGAACAAAUCUCUUAAGAAUCGGUUGGAAAGCUUAGCACAAGAGCAGCUUAUAAAGUACUUAGAACAUGAUGUAUUGGAGAAAGAGAUUGUAAGGCUACGGGCUUUAUACCAGCUACAACAGCAGCAUGAGCCGCAGCAGCAACAGCAGACCAAAAAGCAAGGAUCAUCUAGCCACCAGCGUUCGAAGAGUAGAGAUUUAGAGUCGCAAUUCACGAAUCUGUCCUUGAGGCCCUAAGGGUUCAAAGUUCCUGCCGAAAAUAUUUUUAUGCUUAUGGCUUGAGCUUGAGCUGUCUUCAUGGUUCCAGGCCAGCUUCUUGUGUGUCUUUCCCUAUCACAUUAGUAGCUGCUCUGUUUGUGCUUAUGCUUCUUAGUUUAUUUUUAUCUUUGUUGACCCGGUUUGACAUCUCGAUGAGCAAGUGCGAGCGAUUGAUGGAAAAAACGGCAUUAAUGAAACAACGGGUUCGCUGGAGGCGGUUUGGUCUGUCUCUGCGCACAUCAGGUAUUUAUGAUAAGAUAUUAUUAACUCAUUUGUUCAUGUCUGCUCAAUAGACUGCAAUCCUUAUCACGAAACUGGCUUCAUUCUAGGGCUCUCAAAUCUUGGGCUGUGCAAUGCUUGUAUUGUGUCUGAAGAGAAUGUUUCCUGUAAAACGUGUAGUGAUGUAAGCUCUGUAUCAACUGUCGCUUGUUUUGUUCAUCUGUUUGUGUAACCAAACUCACAUCAUUUAUCAGAAAUUUGAACAUCUUAAUUAA
Molecule: messenger RNA, 1903 nt
Organism: Arabidopsis lyrata subsp. lyrata
Lineage: Eukaryota; Viridiplantae; Streptophyta; Magnoliopsida; Brassicales; Brassicaceae
Exons: 4
Coding region: 294-1388 (364 amino acids)
Biological process (GO): regulation of DNA-templated transcription
Molecular function (GO): DNA-binding transcription factor activity
Source: RefSeq, a predicted model, not a curated record